Messenger RNA from Lachnellula hyalina, 789 nucleotides. RefSeq lists its product as uncharacterized. The coding region runs from base 1 to 789 and encodes 262 amino acids. Lineage: Eukaryota; Fungi; Ascomycota; Leotiomycetes; Helotiales; Lachnaceae. Gene Ontology annotation, biological process: endosomal transport. The transcript is spliced from 2 exons. The record is from RefSeq and is a predicted model, not a curated record. Gene Ontology annotation, cellular component: BLOC-1 complex.
AUGUCCGCCCCAGUAUCCACAACCUCAGGGCCCUCCAACAUCCCCCCUUUCCAACCACCCAUACGCUCUCACCCCCCUCCCCCAUCAUCCAAAUCCAAUACAAAAUCAAGUCAAAAAUCCAACCCCCCAUCCACCACAUCCUCCUCCACCUCUGCGCUCCCCCACUCCCCCGAAACGCAACGCCAAAUAGCAGAAGCGCGCAUCGCGCUCGAAGCAUCCAUGACCAAUAUCGGCUCCAGCCUCGACACGUCCCUAAAGUCCCGCGCUCAAACUCUUCACUCCAACUCCGCAGCGCUAGCGAAGCAGGAAAAGGAUCUGCUGAAGGAGACUGCGCGGUUGAAGAAGGAGACGGAGCGCUUGGGGAAGGUUGCGGGGGAGGGGGCGCGCAAGGUUAAGGAGUUAGGCAAUGUGCAAAAUUGGGCGGAGGUGUUGGAGAGGGAUUUCUUGGUGUUGGGGGAGACGAUUCGGUUGGCUAACGGGGGGAGAGAUGAGUGGAGUGGAAGUGAGAGCGGGAGUGAGGGGAGUUGGGAGACGGAGAGUGAGGUGGGUGAUAUUUUGACGAAGGGGGUGGAUGGGGAGGGGGGAUCUACGACGAGGAAGCUUGAUGAUGACGCUGGGAAAGAGAUGGAUGAUAAAGGCAAGGGGAAAGAGGGCGCUGCUCUUGAGACACAGGUUCAGAGGACGGAGCAGCAGCUUGAGUUUGGUGGCGGGUCUUCUACAGCUACCGUUGGGUCUGGGUCGGACCCUUCCUCCACUUCUGUGCAUACGGAGAACUCGACGGCUAGUUGA